Messenger RNA from Poecilia reticulata (guppy), 2941 nucleotides. Its product is annotated as 5'-AMP-activated protein kinase subunit gamma-2-like. Gene Ontology annotation, biological process: protein phosphorylation; regulation of catalytic activity. Lineage: Eukaryota; Metazoa; Chordata; Actinopteri; Cyprinodontiformes; Poeciliidae. Gene Ontology annotation, molecular function: protein kinase binding; protein kinase regulator activity; AMP binding. Gene Ontology annotation, cellular component: cytoplasm; nucleus; nucleotide-activated protein kinase complex. The record is from RefSeq and is a predicted model, not a curated record.
CUUGCUAUAUUAGAGAGAUGCCACCCACAGCUGCACCUGACAAUUUACAGCGCCAGCGCCUCUGAGAGAGAAGGAGAGGCACCCUGACCCAAGCAUCACUCUGGCUCUCUGGAAUUUACAGCUUUUACAUGCUUGUCUUUUUAUUUUGAAUUUAUGACCUGCAUACCGCCUCCUGCUAGCUCAGCACUUACUUUUUCUUCCUCCUUCUUAUUUACUGUUCACGCCAUAUUUUAUAUUGGAGAGUUUCUCUAAUUAAUUCCAUCAACUAUCGUUUUUACUAAUCUGGAUUUAUUCUCGGCGAACAAACAAAACAGAGCAAAAACAAAGUAAAUGGAGUGACUGUCACUCGGGGCAGUUUUGAGAGUGCGUUCCCAUCGUGAUGCGAAUGGUCAUGACCACACUGAGUCUUGAGUCAACCACCCAUUGCUUUCCAUGAAGCGGUUUGGCAGCCUAAGGAGGAGCAAGAAACGAAAAGAGCAGGAUGGGCUAGAAGGGAGGCAUCCGUCCGAGGCUUCGUGUCUGGCCGCUUCUGGGUUCUCCACACCUCCCACCACUCCGACCCAGGCAUUGAACCAGCCUGUGUUCAGCCAGGAGGCCCAGCAGCAAAGCGGCCCCAGCCCAGAACGCCUGGAGCCCGGUACCCUAGCCCGCUCCCUGUCCACGCCUCCGGACACAGGACAGCGCUUCAGCCUUCCCCACACCAAACCCCCGAUCCCAUCAACCAGCCCUGUGCCACCCAUCUCUACCUCACAACAUGUCUACGGCUUAUUCGAAGGUAUGCUGGAGAAACUUGAACUAGACGAUGAUGCUGCUGAACCCGAGAGUGAUAUUUACAUGCGCUUUAUGAAAUCCCACAAGUGCUACGACAUCGUCCCCACAAGCUCCAAGCUGGUCGUGUUUGACACAGCGCUUCAAGUUAAGAAGGCAUUCUUUGCCUUGGUGGCUAACGGUGUCCGAGCUGCUCCUCUAUGGGACACAGAGAAGCAAAGCUUUGUGGGAAUGCUGACAAUCACAGAUUUCAUCAUCAUACUGCACAGAUACUAUAAGUCACCGAUGGUGCAAAUUUAUGAGUUGGAGGAACACAAGCUUGAAACUUGGAGAGAGGUUUAUCUUCAAGCAACGUUUAAACCUCUUGUGAACAUAUCACCGGAUGCAAGUCUGUUUGAUGCAGUGUACACCCUCAUCAAAAAUAAAAUUCACCGCCUGCCUGUCAUCGACCCUGUUACAGGGAAUGCACUUUAUAUUCUGACGCACAAGCGGAUCCUAAAGUUCCUCCAGCUGUUUGUGUGUGAAAUGCCAAAGCCAGCGUUCAUGAAGCAGACCCUAGGUGAGCUCGGCAUCGGGACGUACCAUGAAAUCGCUUUCAUCCACCCAGACACGCCUAUCAUUAAAGCCCUCAACAUCUUCGUGGAGAGACGGGUGUCUGCUCUCCCUGUGGUGGAUGACUCGGGCAAAGUUGUGGAUAUUUAUUCCAAAUUCGAUGUGAUUAACUUGGCCGCAGAGAAGACGUACAAUAACUUGGACAUCACGGUGACGCAGGCUCUGAAACAUCGCUCGCAGUACUUCGAAGGAGUUGUUAAGUGCCACAAAAUGGAAACAAUGGAGACCAUUGUGGACAGAAUAGUCAAAGCAGAAGUUCAUCGGCUGGUGGUGGUUGAUGAGCGCUCCAGCAUCGAGGGCAUCGUUUCCCUUUCAGACAUCCUCCAGGCACUGGUGCUCAGCCCAGCAGAUGCCUGUAAGGAGGAGAAUCUUACUGAAUGAGUUUGUGGUGCAUCAGCUUUUGUAAUGGAAGUGAGUGAACUUACGUUUAAGGUUUGAUUGUGCGAAGCCGGCGUGGAAGUCCUGGAGACCGUCACCAUCAGCGGGGCUGUAGCGGCUCUGAAAGGCCUGAUGCAGCUGAGUGAAGUGGAUUUUUUUUUUUUUUGCACUGACGAAUGAGUUUUCUUUACUUUCUUCCAGUUUGUUUAAACACUGAUCAGAUGCAAACACAUUAAAGAUAUAUUAUAAAGUAUAUGCAAACACAUGCAUACCGUAUGGGGGAAGUGGAGGAUGUUUUCUGAUGGGUCUGGGUUUCAACUAGUUACAGUCAUGCAGCUCUCGUCAGAUUUAAAGUCACACUUCAGCAUCCGUAAAGCAACUCAUUUCAGUUGUGAAGCUAUAUUUCUACCCACAGAGAUUGGACGACUGCUGUCAUUAGGAGAAUAAUGGCCAGUGCCAACAUAACUUCGCUCAACGCCCAAUUAUCCGUGCCUUUUUGCGUCCCUCGCGCCCCACUUCACUGUGGUCCUUUUUGAGUUUACGGUUUCAAAUGAAAGCUGUAGUUUCAGCAUGUUGCUGCAAUAAAGAAAAACACAGCUGACAUUUUCAACCCCACGCUCCAGAGGCUGUCUUUCAUUUAGUUGGGUUAUUAAAAAACUUGUUUUAAUGAAAGGAUUUCUGGAAAAUCAGACAAGAAGAGGAAGUGUAACAUUUUUGGAGCAUUGGUUUGGUUUCUCGCUGUCGGCAUGACUUCAGAGUGCUUUUUUUUUUUUGUAAUGAAAAUAUAAGAUUGAAAAUGUAUUUUUAGGGGUUUGAAGACAUUUUUACAGUGUAUCCCCAGUUGUUUGGAGGCUUCACACAAACGUGCUUGUGUGUUUCAUCUGGAUUUCAACAGGACUCAUCUCCGUCUUCUGUAAAUGAGAUUGUUCUCAGAAACCAUGUCACAGAAAGCUUUAUUUUUAUGAAUGUGUUAACGAGUCUAAAGAUACUUCAGUUUUAAUGUUAUUUUUGUAAAUAUAUUGUGGCAAUAUGUCUAAUACAGAGAAACUUUGUAUUGAAUCAACAUGUACUGUAAAUGUGCAAAGCAUGACAAACUACACUUCAGCAGAAUGAAUGUUCUUUGUUUUACUUUUUCUAUUUUUCUGGCUGCAGAAAAAUAAACAGACACUGAAUGUACUCUAAA